Prorocentrum cordatum is the source of this 780-nucleotide messenger RNA. The record is from the annotation of a GenBank genome assembly. Lineage: Eukaryota; Dinophyceae; Prorocentrales; Prorocentraceae.
AUGAUGGGCGACAAUCGCACCAAGCUGAACGAGCUGUUGAAAGAGGCGCACGUGAUGGCCUCCCUCAGGCACCCGAACAUCUGCCGCUUCAUUGGGGUGUGCACCGACGGCAGGCAGCGCGGCAAGCGGUACAUCAUCUCGGAGUUGUUGGACUGCUCCCUCUUCGACCUGGUGCACCGGCCGGGCAAGACCGACUGGAGCGGUGUGCUGGACCCGCUCCUCGUGAUGAGGGUGGCGGAGGGCAUCUGCGCAGGCCUCGCGUACAUCCACGAGAACAGCCUGGUGCACGCGGAUCUGAAGUCCUCCAACAUCCUCGUAGAUCUGUCCCGAGCGCGCACGCGCGGCGGCGGGCCUGAGCCGCGCAUCUGCGACUUCGGGCACGCGGCCGUGCGCACCGCGGCCUCCCCGCACGACAGGCUCUGCACCCCGCACUGGGCCGCCCCAGAGGUGCUGCGGAGAGAGGGCCUGGGCUCCGCGGCGGACAUGUACUCCGUGGGCGUGCUGCUCUGGGAGAUGCUCGCGAAGACGAUACCGCACGCCGACCUCUAUUUCGGGCAGGUGAUUGCCGUCGUGGGGUGGGCCGGCGUCACGCCAGACAAGAGCCUGCUGCCGUACGUGCCCGAUAGUUUGCGGGGCCUGAUGGAGGAUUGUCUGAGCUUCUUGCCGGACGAGCGUCCCAGCGCGUCGAAGGCGAAGGAGCGGCUGCAGAGGAUCCCGCGCAGGCUGCGCCUGCAGGUGAUGCAGAUGCUCGCCGGCUUCCUCCCCUGCGGCCACGUCUGA